Molecule: messenger RNA, 945 nt
Organism: Thermothelomyces thermophilus ATCC 42464
Lineage: Eukaryota; Fungi; Ascomycota; Sordariomycetes; Sordariales; Chaetomiaceae
Product: carbohydrate esterase family 5 protein
Exons: 5
Coding region: 1-945 (314 amino acids)
Biological process (GO): carbohydrate metabolic process
Cellular component (GO): extracellular region
Molecular function (GO): hydrolase activity; cellulose binding
Source: RefSeq, a predicted model, not a curated record
AUGUGGCCUACUCCCAAGGUUGCUUACCUCUUGCUGGCAGCUCACUCGCUGCUCGUCAGCGGGACUCCCGUCGACGCCGAGGCCGUGGACACGGCCAUCCUCGCCAAGCGCCAAUGCCCGCAGAUCCAUAUCUUCGGAGCUCGAGAAACGACAGCACCACCCGGAUAUGGAACUGCCGGUACCGUCGUCAACCUGAUUCUCAAUGCGUUCCCUGGGGCCACGGCCGAAGCAAUCAACUAUCCCGCCUGCGGUGGACAAGCAUCUUGUGGAGGAGUCCAGAACGUGAUCCCUUCUAUUUGCGCCAUGAUAUCGUACGGUGACUCGGCAAGGCAGGGCACCGACGCGGUGGCUUCGGCGGUGAACAGCUUCAACCAGCGGUGUCCCAACACUCAGAUCGUGCUUGUUGGCUACUCCCAGGGCGGUCAAAUCAUCGACAAUGCUGUUUGUGGUGGCCCUGACACGGGCUCUGGAAUCACGACCACGACUCCUCCCAUCUCGGCUGCGGCCCUGAACCAGAUCAAGGCCGUCAUCGAAAUGGGCUCUCCACGGUUCGUCGCCGGCUUGUCCUACGACGUCGGUACCUGCACGGCACAAGGUUUUGCUGCGCGCCCGCGUGGCUACGUCUGCGGCUCCAACUCGGCGUCCAAGAUCCAGAGCUACUGCGAUUCGACCGACCCCUACUGCUGCACCGGCAACGACGCCAACAGCCACCAGCAGUAUGGCAACAAGUACGGACAGCAGGCCCUGGCUUUUGUCAAGGCCAGGCUCAGCGGCAGCGGCGGAACUCCGACGUCGUCGGCCGGCGGCUCCGUUCCGACCGGCGGCAACGGCGGCACUUGCAGCCCGCUGUACGGACAGUGCGGUGGCCAGGGAUGGACGGGUCCCACGUGCUGCUCUCAGGGAACCUGCAGGGCAUCCAACCAGUGGUACUCCCAGUGCUUGUAA